AUGAAAAAAACUGUUGUAGAGGAAUCUAAGCUGCUCGACCAGAGGAAAUAUGAUCUGUUCCAAAACAAUAAUCUAUAUGAAUCAGCUCCACAAUCUGCGUCAAUAGUAAGUCCAAAAAGAGAUCUACCAAGUAUCAAUCCACCAUACUCCGCUCCUUUAUUGGCUGAAACCUACCAUGAUAUUGUUUCCGUUGAGAAUUUGAUUAGAGAAGAAAAUGUAUCAUGUAAAACACACCAAAACUACACCGAAAUUAAAAAGUCUCGUGAAAGUCCACAUUCAGAAAUAAGCGGUAUCGAAGAGUUGAGUUUUUUUCCUGUUCGAGUGUUUUCUGAUUCGAGCGUUUCAUGUUUUCCAGAUAGUGAAGAGGAUAGAUGUUUCGAAAAGAAAAGACGAGUCGACAUGUGCGCUGGGCAAAGUAGAAACCAAUUUAUCACGGCAUUUUUGGUUCAUUUGAUUCAAAGGAUGGAUGGGCAGCUGAAAGUUAUUGAGCAAAAAUAUUUAGAGAGUGGUCACACUCAUAUGGAAGUGGACUCCAUGCAUAGUGCAAUAGAAAGACAGCAAAGACAUACGCCUGUUUAUUCCAUGAUUGACUGGAAGUCGAUCAUGGAACGUGCUCGCUCUAAAAGAAACAGGGAUUCAGCACCACCUUAUACAGUUAAAGAAUUAAAAUACACGGAAAUGGUUGAUGUAAGAGCUCUUAAUGAAAAAAUAGCAAAAAAUACAAGCAGAGAUAAAGAAGGCAAUAAAAUUACAUGGCUAAAAAUUAAGUGUCUUCGUUUCGAGAGAAAAAAGCCCGGGUCUUGUUAA
This is a messenger RNA of Parnassius apollo (apollo), 807 nucleotides long. NCBI's taxonomy places the organism in Eukaryota, Metazoa, Arthropoda, Insecta, Lepidoptera, Papilionidae. The record is from the annotation of a GenBank genome assembly.